This is a messenger RNA of Gadus morhua (Atlantic cod), 8317 nucleotides long. It is a transcript of the gene gpr158a, whose product is annotated as G protein-coupled receptor 158a. NCBI's taxonomy places the organism in Eukaryota, Metazoa, Chordata, Actinopteri, Gadiformes, Gadidae. The record is from RefSeq and is a predicted model, not a curated record. Gene Ontology annotation, cellular component: membrane. The transcript is spliced from 11 exons. Gene Ontology annotation, biological process: G protein-coupled receptor signaling pathway. Gene Ontology annotation, molecular function: G protein-coupled receptor activity. The coding region runs from base 956 to 4999 and encodes 1347 amino acids.
CCAUCCAGGCAUCACUACAGCGAGACGCCAGGCCUAGACAAGCCUUCACAUUUCCAUACACAACACACCGAUGAACUGCAGCGGUAAUUGCGAGGAGCUGGAAAGACCAUAUUUCCGAUGUCUCUCCAUCCUGCUUGAUCGCGGGAUCGCAGGAAUAGGAGUCGUGGCUCGAUCCGAUCCGUAAUCACAGCCUCGCAUAUCCCGCCAACCUUCGCUUUCUUUCUUUUUUUUAACAAACGAUCGCAAGACAGAUUUUAUUUUAAUCGGAGUUGUUAUCGUCCUGAUCGUUAACCUCGACCCGUGAUUCUGAACGAAGCUCUCAGCACCGGACAGCUCCUCGGCCGCUCCGUCGAACCCCCACGCUGAGGCGACAUCGUGAUUGACACCAGAAACGACCAAACACGAAUCAAGCCCACUUCACGAGCCCUAUAAGAUAAUCAAGGAGACGGGCUCAGCGGUGUCUCCGCUGUUUAGUUACUGCUUGUUGUGUCGGAGGAGGGCGGAGUGUAUUUGUCAUCCAAGUGUGAAGUAGCCUGACUCGACUCCUACCCAAAUAACCGGGUUUUCCCACUCCCUCACUUCCCUCAAACCCGCUCAAUGUAGGAGACACUCAUCAUCACAAUCUAACCCGCUGAAGACGUCAGGCGGAACGGCAGGUCAGUCUUGCUGGUGUCUUGGGUCGCACACGAAACGCGAGACGAUCGGAGAAGCCACAGCCGCCAAGCGCAUACUCACAUCAGAGCGCGAGAUCUGACAUCUGGGGAGGAGGAGAAGAAGAACAGAGGAAUUUACGAGCCCAUUUCAAACGUUAUUAUAGAUUUCUUGGUGGAGGACCGUAGCUUGGGGCUCGCUGAUCCAUCACUAGAAGUGAUGGUUUAGAGAGGAAUCGCCCGGAUUGAUACCAGUUCCCCCCAUCAGCUCUGAGCGACUGGGGGGUGGGGGGGGUGGGGGGGAGAUGGCUGUUUUCCGGUUCACGUUGCUGUUGCAAGUGGGAAUUGUUAUUGGAUUAAGUCACACAUAUGCAGAAUGGUCCGCGCGCGAGAGCGAUGUCAGACGGCGGCCAGCGAACAACAGCACUGGGAGCAACCCUCGCCUCGCGCACCUCAGCGCCCUCCGCUCCCCCAAAGAUGCGGCGGAGCGCGCGCAGAAGACCGGUGGGCAUCUCCCGAAGGUGGUCACGGCUUUCCUACACACGGGGGAUUCCAGCACUUUAAAACACGCCAACUGUUCCCGGAGAUACGAGCUCACCUCUCUGCGGGCAAGGUCACACGCGAGCCCUCAUCCCUCCAUGGGCAGCGUGCUCGACACGGUGGUGCACGCCACAAACUUCCUGAACAUGAUGCUCCAGGCCAACAGGUCCAGGGAGCAGAGUCUGCGGCGAGACAUCGAGUGGUACCAUGCCCUGGUGAGGAGCGUGCUGGAGGGAGACCCGAAGAUUCACCGGGCGGUGGUCACGUUCAACACGGAGCCGUCCUCCGCGGGGCCCUCGGUGCUUCUUCAGGCGACCCGGGCGGGCGGGGAGAUCGUUCUGCAGGACCUUUCCGCCACGGCCCAGCAGCACCUGAAGGACCGCACAGUGGAGACCGAGUGGUACCAUGACGUGAAGAACAGGAAAAUGCCCAAUUUUCACAAGCGAGUGUUGAGUCAGGACUUCACGUCUGUGGACAAUUCUUUGAAAAGAGGCGAGAGUUUCAUUCCAGACAAAACCAACAUCAAGUGGUCUGCCCCGUACCUGGAGUGUGAGAACGGGAACUUCGUCCCCCGAUGGCUCCUGACCCUGUCGGCUGGAUUCUACGGCCUCAAGGCCAGCCUGGCGCCAGACUUCAGGGGUGUGGUGCGCGUGGACAUUAAUCUACAGGAUGUAGAUAUCGACCAGUGCUCCACCGACGGCUGGUUUGCAGGAACCCAUCGAUGCAACCUAACCACCAUGGAGUGCCUGCCCAUCGGUGGUCAUGGGUUCGUCCUGGACAAAUACACCUGCCUCUGCCGGAGAGGCUUCUACCAUCCCAACCGUGUGGCUGUCAAUGGGUUCACAAGGGAGGCUGAGGCUGGGAGACCGUCCCAGAGGGAGGACAGCAGCCCCGGGGGGGACGAGGCCGGACCCUCGUCGUCCUCCAGCGCCUGCAUGCCCUGCGCAGAGGGCUGCGCGUACUGCCGGGACGACGCCCCCUGCCUGGCGCGCGACGACGGCCCGUUGCGCCUGGCCGUGCUGGCCUUCCAGUGCAUGUGCAUGCUGCUGCUCUUUGCCAGCAUGGUGCUGGUCUACCGCUACCGCAGGAACAAGGGCAUCCGGGCGUCUGGGCUGAUUCUGCUGGAGGCCAUCCUGUGUGGAGCGCUGCUGCUGUACUUUCCUGUCCUCAUCCUGUACUUCCAGCCCAGCGUGUUCCGCUGCAUCCUCCUCAGAUGGGUUCGACUGCUGGGCUUCUCCACCGUCUACGGCACCCUCACCCUGAAGCUGUACCGGGUCCUGAAGGUGUUCCUGUCGCGCACGGCGCAGCGCGUCCCGUACAUGACCAGCUGGCGGGUGCUGCGUCUGCUGGGCAUCAUCAUGCUGGUGGUCUGCUGGUUCCUGGUGGCCUGGACCUCCGCCGUGUGCCAGCACCCGGACCCCCGGGGGGCCCUCAUCCACGUGGGCUACACCCCCGACCGGCUGCAGUUCAGCAUGUGUCUGAUGGACCGCUGGGACUACAUGAUGGCCGUCGCUGAGUUCCUGUUCCUGCUGUGGUCCGUGUACCUGUGUUUUGCCGUGCGCACCGUCCCGUCGGCGUUCCACGAGCCGCGCUACAUGGCCUGCGCGGUCCACAACGAGCUCGUCCUGUCGGCCAUCUUCUACAUCGUCAGGUUCACACUGGCUUCAGAGCUCCACCCAGACUGGAUGCUGCUGCUGUUCUUCACCCACACCCACCUCACUGUCACGGUCACGCUAGGCCUGCUGCUUGUCCCCAAGUUCCUGUUCACCGUGAGCCACCUGAGAGACGACAUCGCCUCCGAGGCCUACGAGGACGAGAUGGACAUGGGUCGCUCCGGGUCCUACCUCAACAGCAGCAUCACGUCGGCCUGGAGCGAGCACAGCCUGGACCCCGAGGACAUACGGGAGGAGCUGAAGAAGCUGUACUCCCAGUUGGAGAUCUACAAGCGGAAGAAGAUGCUGGCCAACAACCCUCACCUGCAGAAGAAGCGGAGCUCCAAGAAGGGUCUGGGCCGCUCCCUGAUGCGGCGCAUCACCGAGAUCCCCGAGUCGGUGCACCGGCAGUGCAGCCGCGACGACAAGGAGUCGGGGGAGCAUGGCAGCAACCGCAACAGCAUCUGCCAGCUGAGGAAGAACCCCUUCGAACCGGCUCUCCAGCCGGGCAAGACCACCCAAGUCAAGGAGGAGCCCCUGAAGAACAAGGUCUUCUCCCUGAAGAAGUCCCACAGCAGCUAUGACCACGUCCGGGACCCCGGCGAGGACUCCAACGGCUCCGCCAUGGACAAGAUGGAGGUCUCCGAGGCCGAAGGCUCACUCCUGGACACCCUCAUGGGCAAGAAGCUGGUCCGGAAGAAUUCCGACGAGAAAGUGGACGCCGCCAGUGAAUCCACCGAGUCGGUUCCUUUGGUGUGCAAGUCGGCCAGUGCGCAUAACCUAACGGCGGACAAGAAGCCACUCCACCCGAGGACGUCCAUGCUGCAGAAGUCACUAAGUGUCAUCGCGAGUGCCAAGGAAAAGACGAUGGGCUUGGCGGGGAAGAGUGUGGAGGACAGCAGCAAGAGGAGCCAGCCGAAGACCAAAGACACAAAGACGUCGGCCCUCGACCCGGAGGAAGAGUGCCAGCCCAAGAUGAUCAACAGCCAAUCGGUGGAGUACAAGCAGACGGCGGCCAAAGGCGGCAUCAUGAAGCAGCAAGUGAGCGGCAGCCAGCCGUCCAUCUGCUCCGACCCGGCCAAGAGCAAGGAGCUCUAUGACCUGUCCGAGGUGUGUCCCUGGGAGGUGGAGGACCUCCCAACCCCGUCUGAGAACAAGGUGCAGAAGCACGUGUCCAUUGCGCCGAAGGAGACCACAACGCACCAUGGUGCAGGAACCAAAGCGGUGAAGCCCCAGCAGCAGCAGAAGCAGCAGAAGGCUUCGGACCUGUCCCCGUCCAACCCCAGGAACUCUAAAGAAAUCCCCAGAAAUACUGUGGAACGAGCCGAUGUAUGUCCAUGGGAAGAAGGGGGUGGAGGUGAGGUUGGCCAUUCGGAAGAAUCAAAACCCUCUGGUCAGACUAGAAAGCCUGGACAGCCUUCCCCAAGCCCUCAACCUCAAACCUCUCGGGUGGAUGUUUGCCCCUGGGACGCUGAGGAAGUCCCAGACGAUUCGGCGCACUCGCAGGACACAUCAAAACAGAGGAAGUCCACGACGCAAGCCGAUGGGGGCAAGGGUAAAAGUGGCCAUUUAGACCCCUCCAAAACAGCCAGCUCUCUGCAGACCUCGAUAGCAAUAGCUGAUGUUUGUCCCUGGGAUUCGACGGCAAGAGCAGACGUGUGUCCCUGGGAAUCUGACGCCGAUCCCUCCGAGUCUGUGAAUACCGAGAGACCGGCGAGGUCGCCAACGGCUCCCAUGGUUACGGAAUCCCCUUUAAGUAAGAAGGUCCCAGCGGCGUCUUCAAGAACAGCAGAGACAGACAGGGCGAGGGAGUGGUCGAAAUACCCAGACGACGAGAGAAUCCGAACGAAAGCCAAGGAAAAAGGCAAAUCCUCUUUGGAGAAACACGCGAGCAAGCCGAAGGUGGUUGAGGUUUGUCCAUGGGAGGCGGAGGUGCAGCAAUCACAAGCAGUGGAGAAACUGAGAAGCGUCAACAUUGGCGCGGCAACGGUGAAACCGGCUGAAGUCUGCCCAUGGGACUUUGAUGAGGCGGCCAGUCAGAAAGACUUGAGCGAUCCAACAGCGAGGAAGACCAGCCCGAAGCCCAGAGGGAAGGUGUCAGGCAGCCCAAAGAAGGCAGAUGUUUGUCCUUGGGACUUUGAGGACAGCACAGCGUGACCUUCAAACCGAAAUGGACGAUUGAACAUGUAGUUCUUGUGUGUCUUUUUACUUUUCUUUUUUUUACUUCUGAAUCCCAAAAUAUUAAUUUUUACAAUUAGUUGGAUGACUUGGAAGAAAAGAUUAUGAAACUCCACAAGUUGCCUUCCUUUCUGUGGUUUUGGAUUGAAGUUGUUGUCUAUUUUGAGAGAAAAAAGGGUCAAUAUAAAAGAAAAAUAUAACAAUAAGCAUUCCAGUUUAUAGUAUCGAUGGAGGUGGUUCGUAGUCUAUACUUAUGCAACUUUCCAUCCAUCAAAGUUUUAUUUGACAGUCAAUGCCCAAAAACAUUUCUAUACUGUCAACUGUUUCUUUCUUUUUUUACAUUUCCAAGACCAUCCAAGCUUGGUUUGGAACAUGACACGAAAACAAUGAAAGGAAAGUGGAUUUUUUUUCCUGUAUAACCAGAAACGACAGCAAAAUACUGCUAAAUGCGGGUUGGGGUGGGGAGAGGGAAACUCCAAAGCGCCAAAGAAAAGAGGUAAAGAGGAAAGAGCGUUGUGUCCGCUCAGAUGGACUCUGGUCGGGGAGUCGAUGGUGUAUCCAGCAGUGCGCACUGUUUUGUAGAGGAAGCGGCCUAUAGCACUUUAGCAACACCUGCUAAACGGUAUUGAGUGUAGGCGGGGGAUAGCAUCACCUAGCAGUUAGAUCAUCCUGAUUGCUCUCUGUUGCAUCCUUAGCAUGACAUUACCCGUUGUGAAAAUCGACGUGGGAAAAUGGUUUUGUCUUUUCAGUUCAACCUAAUUUAACUGUAUUUCUCAACUAAUGCUUCCAAGUCUGCAGAGAUGUACUUCUGUAUGUGCCUACCUAACUAGAAAGGUCUUGUAUUCGGUCUGUUUGUACAGUAGUCCGGGCUAGUAGAGGGUAUAUACACAGCAUGCAGAGCCCGGCAGCCAGAGAAGUCCUACUGCUUGCUCAGCUCAGACUUAGUACUCCAUGCUUUGACGAAUGCGUUCACAUGUGUAUUCUAACCAAUUCUAAUCACUUUCACUUCCUCAUGCCUGUAAAAUCAUCCUUUGCUUCUUGUUCCCAUAUCACUAAAGACUUGUUUGGUCCGGGUGGGCGAAUAUAUUUCUUACAUGGGGACAGUGCAUUGUAAUGGCAAUCCGUCACAGUACACGCUCAGUAAAAAGAGUCACCUACGUCACUUUUGUACAUGAAUCCAACGUAGAGUGUCUGUGUGUGAGUGUGUGUGUGUGUGUGUGGGGGGGGGGGUGGGGGGGGGUUGUGUGUGUGUAUGAAAUGUGUGUACAUGUCUUUCUGUGUACUCUACAUUAAGAUGUUGUCAAUCUCUGGUAACGUGUGUUAGGCUGCACUAGGUGCAGUCUUCGCUGUUUGCUGUUCCCGUACUCAAGAUGUCAUGCAUGGUAGCUGUAAGAGCCAUGUUCUAAUCCAGCAGAGGGGUUCUAGUUAACCAAAAUAUCAAGUUUCCGAACUAUUUGUGGAGUUUGUCGGUACACUAAUAUUUGAAUAAUAUGAGUUGUGUAACAACUAGCACUAAGCCUAGUCCCCGAUCUUCACCUGACUAGAAUCUUAAUCGUGUAGCUUUCAACUUAACCCUAAUGUUUACCCAACCAUACUACAAACGUUUACCCCCAGCCGAACCUCAAAAGCAACAACACAAUCACAUACAUCAAUAUAACAUUCCGAUACAUUUCAUUUAAAUCUUUGAGACAAACAAACCCCAUCCAAACGUUUUGUAGUCAAUUUGGGCUUAACCAAAUAAUAAAUAAGCACAUAAAAAUAGUACAAAAAGGAAGAAAGUAACAUACAUACACAGGUCAAUAUGUCUGCCAUGGCGACGCUAAACAUGAUUUAGAGGUUGCGAGUAAUGGCCGCUGCAGCUGAGUUAUUUGUCCUAUUGACCCAGCGAGGAUGCUGGGAAAUAUUUCAUACUUGGCAGCAGUGGCCCUUAAGAGUGCCACAUUUGUCUCGGCUCCUGGAGUAUGAGCUCCUGGGGGACGGGGGUCCGCGGCGGCGCAGCUCCUUGCCUGGAUGAUAUAUAUGCUCCAGACCGGUCACAUGCAUUGUGACGGCGGAGGGUCCCCUAGCGUCCAAUAUUAAGACAACGCAGCCAAUCCCCCUCCUCCACUCUUAACAUGACCCCCCCAUCGACUCAGGAAUUGGCUCUUCUUAGUUCUGGCCUUAAUGUUGGAUCAGUAAAUGACCAUAAACAUAUCUAAACAUAAUGUUUUGAACCAAAUCACAUCAAUGUUUACCUAUUUAGUGCUCAGUUAAGAUAAUAACCGGAACCUCCGCAUCUAAAUUCAUAUUGAAUCAAAAAUGUUUGUAUUGUUACACCCCUAGUGGGCCUACCAAGGCAAUUACAUAAUAUAGAUAUAUACAUACAUGAAGAAAACAGAAUUCUUUGCCUCCAUAAUUUUUUUCCUGAUUAGGCCACAAAGGGCCGGAUAGAUGAAUACAAACAAUCCAUGAUAUACAUCUACUAAACUUCAGAAAUAUGGAUCUUACUUUUACCAAUACAAUUAUGAGUUAAUGGUUGACUUAAAUAAAUGACCCCUGGUUCUAAAGCCUUUCACCCAGUCUCUCUGUGUGCGGCUGUCUCCCUGUUGAAUAGUGUGUACACAGCGAUACGCGUCUUUGUCUGUCUCUCUGUACCUCAUCGUACUUUGCUCGAGUCACAAGCGAAAACAUGUAAAAAGAAAAAUAACCAUGGCAACCGUUGUUACUGUUUUUCCGACUGUACAGCAACAAUUCUGUGCCCGUUGCUCUUUCUCCAAACCAGUCGUUUAGUGUCUGGUUUUUCAUGCUGAGUGACCAACUUUGUAUUUCAAUAAUCAAUCUAAAACCUGACAACUCUGGAGUCAAAUUACAUCAAAUACUACGACCAAUAUAACUAGUACCACUAAUUGUACUACUAUUACUGCUACUUCUAUUACUAACAGGUACCACUAACGUUACUACAAUACUACUCAAUGCUGUUAAGUUGUUGCUCUUGUGGCUUCUGCAUGAUUUGAAGAAAUUAGUAGGACUGAUGUUUCACUGCCCUCGACUGAACCAAGACAGAAAAAGUUGAAAAGAGAAAAAAAGAAAUACGAAAAAAAAAUACACAGACCGAAUCUUUUAUGGACUGUUACAAGUUGUAUAGUGUGUGAUACUGUACCUAACCCACUGUAUUGCGUGCUUGUUAAACCUACUGCUUAAUAACAGAGCAACUAACUAACAUAUAUGAAUAUUUGUUAGAUUUAUAUAUUGUGUUAUAUUGUGUUAGCAUGUACAUAAAACAUACCUCCACUGCAAUAAAUAUUUAUAUGAAACGGA